UAGUCCUUUCUCUCGUCUUUGCGAGAGCGAGCGCCAUGAGGAAGCGGGAGAGGGAGAAUCCGUGCUUCAUCUGCAAUCACUACCACAAAUUCGAGGAUGGCGAGCCCUGCGGCGUGUGUGGCCAUCGCCGGACGGCGGGCGAGGAGAAGUGUUCGCAGCAGAGCGCCUUCUCGGCGGAGAUUUUGCCUUUCCUGUUUCUCGGCAGCUACGACAAUGCCUCCAGGGCGGAGCUCCUCAAGGCGCAGGGAAUUACGCACAUCUUGAAUACUGUAGCGAGAUGCCAGAAUCUCUACAAGAAUUCUUUCACUUAUCACUGCAUACAAGAGGAGAGAUUACCGCUGGAAGAGUGCCUGGAUUUCAUCGAGAAAAGCCGGCAAAACAACGCGAAGGUUCUCGUCCAUUGUAUGUCCGGACAAAGCAGAUCCCCGGCAGUUGUUAUAGCGUAUUUGAUGCGACACAAAGGCUGGAGACUGUCUCAAAGCUACGAAUGGGUCAAGGAAAGGAGCCCUUCAGUGAAGCUCAACCCCGAAGUGGAGCAGCAGCUCCAGCAGCUUGAGAAGGAGAUCUUCGGCAACUGCUUUACGUCGCAACCCGGAGGCCAAGCAUUCGGAUCGUCCAUCACAGCGGCAGUGGGAGGAUCACUCCCGAUUUUGGAAGCCACGUCGCCGGCUGGUUUCGCGUUUUCCGCUGGAUUGAACCCGACCAACUUCGCCUUCACAGCGCAGCCAGUGCCAGUGCCAGGAGCCGAUCAAAACAUGGAUGGAUCUCAGGUUCGCUCGCCAUUCUCUCUCGCUCGCUAGCUCGCUCCUCGUUAGUGUAAAUCCUUGUAGGCACCAUUUUUCGUGUGCAAUAAGGACACCUUACUGUACAAAGGCUUGUGUUACUAUAACUCAAAUUCUUUACACAA
Selaginella moellendorffii is the source of this 907-nucleotide messenger RNA. RefSeq names its product protein-tyrosine-phosphatase IBR5. The transcript is spliced from 5 exons. Gene Ontology annotation, molecular function: protein tyrosine/serine/threonine phosphatase activity; MAP kinase phosphatase activity. Gene Ontology annotation, biological process: auxin-activated signaling pathway; abscisic acid-activated signaling pathway; negative regulation of MAP kinase activity. The record is from RefSeq and is a predicted model, not a curated record. Gene Ontology annotation, cellular component: nucleus. Bases 36 to 800 code for a protein of 254 amino acids. NCBI's taxonomy places the organism in Eukaryota, Viridiplantae, Streptophyta, Lycopodiopsida, Selaginellales, Selaginellaceae.